Molecule: messenger RNA, 634 nt
Organism: Trichomycterus rosablanca
Lineage: Eukaryota; Metazoa; Chordata; Actinopteri; Siluriformes; Trichomycteridae
Product: phospholipase A2-like
Exons: 4
Coding region: 123-482 (119 amino acids)
Biological process (GO): phospholipid metabolic process; lipid catabolic process; arachidonate secretion
Molecular function (GO): calcium ion binding; phospholipid binding
Source: RefSeq, a predicted model, not a curated record
UCCAGGUUCUUUACGGACUGCGUGACUUUCUGACCGUUCGAGCUGAUAUUUUCAUUCCUGGAAUAUUUAGGUGUUAGAACGCUCAAGCUUUGGACUACAGGGCCUUGUGGCAGUUUAGAGCCAUGAUCAUCUGCGUCAAGCCUGAGAGCUGGCCCACCCUGGACUAUGCCGACUACGGCUGCUACUGUGGCUAUGGUGGCUCCGGCACCCCGGUGGAUGAACUGGACAGAUGCUGCCAGGUUCAUGACAAGUGCUACAGCAAUGCCAUGCAGCACGACGCCUGCUGGCCAAUCCUGGACAACCCUUACACUGAGAUCUACGCCUACAGCUGUGACACGGCCACCAAAACACUCACAUGCAAAAGCAACAAUAACGAGUGUGAAAUGUUUAUCUGUGAGUGCGACCGGGUGGCCGCCGAAUGCUUCGCGAGGUCAGAGUACAACGAGGAGCACAAGCACCUGCCCAGUGAUCGCUGCAAAUAAGUUCCAGAUAAAUAAGUGGCAUGCUGUGGUGGAAAGUGACUAGUUCAGACUCUUGGCAAUUAUUUACACUAGAAUUUGGGGAUUAAUUGACCUCUAACGCCUAAUCCACCUAACCGUACUAAUCUUACGUUUCUAACAGUACUCAAUAAACA